AUGAGCAAUCUAAGUAUGUUAAGAUUAUCGGCAUUACCAUGCUUGGAACAGCUUCCUGCUUCAAUUGGAAAGGUUGAACAGUUGGAGUAUCUAGACAUUUCACUGUGUGAGAUCUUGACAGAGCUUCCAAAGGAGAUAGGAGAACUCGAGAGACUGAAGGAGCUUGAUAUGAGAGAGUGUUCCAGUUUGACGAGGCUACCUUCAACUGUUUGUGAGCUGCAUUCCCUGAAGCUUGAUACCUGUGAUGAGACGAUUGGAAAGCAGUGGUUGCGGGCUAAGAACACUUCAAUUCCUGAGCUUAGUGUUCAAAUUGUGGAGGCACACUUUAGUUUGGAUUGGCUUGAUAUCUACUUCUUUUCUUAUCUCUCAUCUUGA
Molecule: messenger RNA, 375 nt
Organism: Cryptomeria japonica (Japanese cedar)
Lineage: Eukaryota; Viridiplantae; Streptophyta; Pinopsida; Cupressales; Cupressaceae
Product: disease resistance protein ADR1-like
Exons: 1
Coding region: 1-375 (124 amino acids)
Biological process (GO): defense response to fungus
Molecular function (GO): protein binding
Source: RefSeq, a predicted model, not a curated record